AUGGAUACUGAAGGACCUGGUAAAAGCAAAAAGAAAAGGUUCAUUUUUUAUAGCAGAUGGGUGAAAGAGGAAGGAUACCCUGAAAGCCUUACUAAAGCUUGGGGAACUACUGUUAAUGGUACAUGGGUGUAUAAGUUUCAAAGGAAGUUGAGGUGUGUUAAAUUGGCUUCCAAUGCUAAACUUGAGAUGCUAGGGCAACAAGUAGGGAAGAGAGAUUGGGAAGCAUGGAUUCGAUGCAAAAGACAGAUACAUCAGACAUAUAAGGAUAAGGAGAUUUUUUGGAAACAGAAGGCAAGGGCAAAGGAGGGGCAGGAACAGUUUAGAGCAAUUGAACCAGAUUGGGGAAGAAAUGUGAAACAGCUGUUCACAACCCAGAAUCCAAGUUUUAAUCCAGAGGUGUUGCAAGGCAUUCCAAGAUCUAUCACACCCGCUAUGAAUCAGAGACUCACUAGAACUGUGGCAGAGGAAGAAAUCAAAGCAGCUUUGUGGGAAAUGGACCCAAAUAAGGCACCAGAUUUCACCCGGCGUCGGGCCUCCGACGCUCAAGUCAGUAUAACUCCAAAUCCCAAGACCCCCUUUUAUAGGGGGAAUGUACCUUAUGGCCUAAGUUGGGCUUGUCCAAUAGCAUCAUGCCACGUGUCCUAG
Striga asiatica is the source of this 645-nucleotide messenger RNA. Lineage: Eukaryota; Viridiplantae; Streptophyta; Magnoliopsida; Lamiales; Orobanchaceae. The record is from the annotation of a GenBank genome assembly.